Messenger RNA from Anguilla anguilla (European eel), 681 nucleotides. RefSeq names its product huntingtin interacting protein K (gene hypk). Bases 44 to 409 code for a protein of 121 amino acids. The transcript has 4 exons. Gene Ontology annotation, biological process: negative regulation of apoptotic process; protein stabilization. NCBI's taxonomy places the organism in Eukaryota, Metazoa, Chordata, Actinopteri, Anguilliformes, Anguillidae. The record is from RefSeq and is a predicted model, not a curated record.
AAGCCUUGCACUUUACUUUAGUUCCGGUAGUAAAGAGGCAAACAUGGCCGCGGAAGGGGAUGUGGACUUGGACUUAGAUGCUGAGGAGAAUUGUACUGAAAAACCAGCAGAAAAACCUCGCAAACAUGACAGUGGAGCUGCUGACUUGGAGCGGGUGACUGAUUAUGCCGAAGAGAAGGAAAUAUCCAGCUCGGAUCUGGAAACGGCUAUGUCGGUAAUUGGCGACAGGAGAUCAAGAGAACAGAAAGCAAAACAGGAGAGAGAAAAGGAACUGGCCAAAGUCACAAUCAAGAAAGAAGACGUAGAACUUAUAAUGAGCGAGAUGGAGAUCCCCAGAGGCACAGCUGAACGCAGUUUGAGAGAGCACAUGGGCAAUGUGGUGGAAGCACUGAUCGCCCUGACUAACUGAACGGGAAGGAAAGAGCCUGUAAAUGGUUUCUCAAUAGCACAACAAGCAGACUGUCUUGAGCUAUUCCAUCUAUGGUGCAUGGACUGUCUAUAAAUACCAUUUGAUUGACCAUUUAAUUGACAAAGUGGACUGGAUGGGGAAUGUGUUUUAAGUGCAUCUAGUCCUGACAGAAAACACAAGUAUGGAAAUGCUUUCAUUGCAAUACACGAGAGCUGACAUUCUACUUUUACUUUUCCAAUUUAAUAUCACUCAAUAAAAGUUCACUACUUUCA